Seriola aureovittata is the source of this 1825-nucleotide messenger RNA. It is a transcript of the gene ggh, whose product is annotated as gamma-glutamyl hydrolase (conjugase, folylpolygammaglutamyl hydrolase). NCBI's taxonomy places the organism in Eukaryota, Metazoa, Chordata, Actinopteri, Carangiformes, Carangidae. Gene Ontology annotation, molecular function: gamma-glutamyl-peptidase activity. The transcript is spliced from 9 exons. Gene Ontology annotation, cellular component: vacuole. The coding region runs from base 27 to 1004 and encodes 325 amino acids. The record is from RefSeq and is a predicted model, not a curated record. Gene Ontology annotation, biological process: tetrahydrofolylpolyglutamate metabolic process.
GUAACCGGCGGCCAAAUGGCGACACCAUGGACUAUUUAAAAAGAGCGACACACGGAAGUGCUACUGUAAUUUUUGCACUGAGAAACAUGAUUUUUGUGUUGCUUUUCGUUUCCCUUCUGUGUCUGCCGUUUAAUUCUUCAACCAAGAAAAAUGACAGACCCAUAAUUGGUGUCCUGGCUCAAGAAGUUUAUUCACCAGAACCCAAUAAAACUUCUUACAUUGCUGCUUCUUAUGUCAAGUACCUGGAGUCAGCGGGAGCGAGGGUUGUCCCUAUCAUGAUUAACAAGACACUGGAGGAGUACAAGACACUGUUCAACUCCAUUAAUGGGAUCCUUUACCCGGGCGGCAGUGCCAGCAUUACCUCAUCUGGUUAUCAAAGGGCUGCAAAGAUCUUUUAUGAUCUUGCUAUUGAGGCAAAUGAUAGAGGCGACUAUUUUCCUGUGUGGGGCACCUGUCUUGGAUAUGAGCAGCUGACCUAUUUGACAAGUGGAAAGAAUGUACUGUCACGUACCAAUACGCUUGAUGUGUCAUUGCCUCUUGACUUCACUAAUGAGACCCAAGACAGCCGGAUGUUUAAACUCUUUCCAGCUGAACUCAUGACAGAUCUGGCUUCUGAGCCGCUGACGGCAAACUCUCACAAGUGGAGUGUGUCAUUGUUGACUCACAACACAAACGAGGAACUGAAGAAGUUUUACAAAAUUCUCUCCACAAAUAUGGAUGGAAACAUAGAGUUUGUGUCAACAGUGGAAGCUUAUGAUUACCCAAUUUAUGGGACACAAUGGCAUCCAGAAAAAAAUGCAUUUGAAUGGACGAGGCCUUAUGUUUCACACUCUCCAUCAGCAGUCAAGACCACCUUCUACAUGGCUUCAUUUUUUGUCAAUGAAGCCAGGAAGAACUUUCACAGCUUUGAAUCCGCAGAGGGGGAGAGCGAAGCGCUGAUAUACAACUACAAUCCUGUUUACACUGGGCAGCAGAGUGUCUUCGAGCAAAAAUAUUUUUUCUGAUGUCUGUUUGCAGAGUGCUUUCCAUAUUCAGCCGCUGAUUGGCUGUCUCUAUCGUGUCACUUGUGAAUGUUUACAGGUAAUUUCUACUUGUUUGGUUUUGCAUUUGCUGCUCUCUCUGUUUGUUGAAUCUGCAACAAAACAAGCUGAAAACUAGAAAAAGGAUAGUUUUAUACAUGCAAUAUAAAUCCUGAUGCAGUACAGGAUAAAGUUUGUGUUGAAUUUCUUAAAGCCAAUACAUUUUGAUGCUGAUAAUGAUUUUUCAAAGCUGCACAAAUCAGUGUAUUUAUAGCAGCAUUACUCUUUGUUAUGUGAAAGGGGUUGCUCAUAGUGAUGAACCCAUGGAGAAUUAUCACUCAGCCUCGUGGUUCUCCUCACCUCUACGGACCAUUUAAUCAUUUUCCACUCCCUGUUUUGGUUUUCAGGCCCGCAAACUCUAUUCUCAUUAACCCUGCUUUCAGUCACAGAAGGCAGCUGUUUUUAGCAAAAAUGUUCUUACAAAAACUACCCAAAACCAAAUGGUGAACAGUUUGCGACUUUCUGGUGAACAUGGUUACCAGCUAAAGAGCCAGAAUAUCUCUCCGGAUUUAUGGGAAACCAAAACAUAGCUGAAAAGAGUUAAUGCUUGAUCAAUGCUUGUUUCAAAAGGUGGACAGAAAUGUGGCUCUAUCCUAAUGAUUGCUCUGUGUCUGUAAGAAUAAGCUUUUUUUUUUGCUAACAGCUUUAUACUUUAUACAGUGAUAAUGUGUAAAUAUUCAGCUUGCAGGGUGUUCUGCUGCCCCCAAGUGGCCAAAUAAAUAAAUAAAAAAAAUUAACUAAUGAGA